Messenger RNA from Kluyveromyces marxianus DMKU3-1042, 438 nucleotides. It is a transcript of the gene MRPL27, whose product is annotated as mitochondrial 54S ribosomal protein mL41. The coding region runs from base 1 to 438 and encodes 145 amino acids. The transcript has a single exon. Gene Ontology annotation, molecular function: structural constituent of ribosome. The record is from RefSeq and is a predicted model, not a curated record. Gene Ontology annotation, cellular component: mitochondrial large ribosomal subunit. Lineage: Eukaryota; Fungi; Ascomycota; Saccharomycetes; Saccharomycetales; Saccharomycetaceae. Gene Ontology annotation, biological process: translation.
AUGAGAGCAACAUCUCCUAGCUUUUUCCAACAGACUCCCCUCACACAACUAACUAGGCCAUGGAAGAAAUAUCGUGAUGGUACCCUCUUCUACGGUCAAUCAAAGGUGGGUAACAAGCGUCUCCCCCUAACUACUAAAGAUGGUAACAAGUCAAUGUAUAAGGGUACUCGUUCAUCUGGUAUUGGUAGACACACGAAGUUUGGUGACUAUAAGAUCAACUGGAACAGGGUGCGUACUUAUGUUGUUCCAAAGAAUUUCAACACUGAUUUGAAACCACUAUUAUCUCACAACUUACCAGAACUAAAACACCAAUUCACUGGAUAUCAGAAAGGUUACACGGAUCCAAAACUUUAUUUUGAGAAGCUAGAGAAAUAUGUCAAAGAGGGGAAAACUCAAAGUGAAGCAACCAAUGUUGAUUGUUAUGUAGAAAGAGGAUAA